Molecule: messenger RNA, 1139 nt
Organism: Capsicum annuum
Lineage: Eukaryota; Viridiplantae; Streptophyta; Magnoliopsida; Solanales; Solanaceae
Exons: 2
Coding region: 767-1069 (100 amino acids)
Source: RefSeq, a predicted model, not a curated record
GAUAAUUAGACAGUUGACAUUUGCCAUGCUGAAUGUUCAAAUUUUGAUUCAAGAAAGAAAACAAUAUCCAUUUGGUUCAUAUUUUUUUCCCUCAAUUAAACUGGCAUUUUAUUCAUAUCCAAAAACUUCCGUCAAGGUACAUGCUGAAUGUUCAAAUAUUGCCACCUCGUAUGAAUUGCAGUGGAAUGAAUAGGACAGUGUCACACUGGUAGCUUAGUAGAUAUGAUGUUUGCAAGACGACUCUGGAUUUCUAUUCUUGUGAUCUGCGCAACAAUUGUCAAAGCCCAAAACAUUACUCAGUGUUCUUCUUCUUGUGGUGUGAUAUUCAUGACAUUCAGUUCCCUUUUAGAUUGAAAGCAGAUCCCCCGAAUUGUGGAUAUCCCGGGUAUGAGCUUGAUUGCCAGAAAAAUCGUGUUGUCAUAAGUCUGAAUUCGAAAAAGUAUUACGUGCUAGAAAUCAAUUACCAUGAGUACUUGAUCAAAGCAAUUGACCCUGGUUUGGAGCAUCAGACGAGGAACUGUACUUCUCUUCCUGAUUACGUUAACAGAUCUGUUCCAAGCACCUCAACAUUUGCUAGAGUUUUAACUCCUCAAUAUCAAUAUCAGCAGUCUGGUACUGCAGUAACUGUUGCAUAUCAUGAUCGAAACGUUCCCAUGUCAAUUGUUUAGCUCCUGUAAAUUCCUCGCACUAUGUGGAGACUACCUUCUGUAAUUCCACUUCCUCGAAUUCUUCACAAAGUCAUAGCUAUGUCACCAUUGGACAGGACAUGUCAAUUUCGGAUUUGGCUGAGAAUCGCAGUGUUCAAAUGGUGGCGUGGUCCUUGUCUCAUGGUCUUUCAGGGGACAAUACUUCUCUAUCGAACAUUCAUGCAGCCUUGACUUAUGGAUUUGAGCUUUCUUGGAAGUAUAGCUUCUUGUGUAGAGAAUGUGAAGGCACCUGUUUCGCUGAAGGUGGUGGCUAUAGUUGCAAUCGCUUCAAGGAUGAGAUGUUUUUUUCUCGCCAUUUUCUUUCCAGAUGGUACAGUUAUUUAGUUAUACGUGAGUGUUCUUAUCUUACUCCACAAGGAUAGGCAUUUCUUGGUACACACUGAAUACUGAAAAGGAAAAAGUAGCUUUGAAGCUUUUACUCAAGCCCCUUUA